AUGGAGUUUACUAAUGUCGAUGGACUUUUUGACAACGAAGUAAAAGCUCAUGAAAACAAUGUCUACGAUUUUGUACAAUUCUUUUUAAAGGUUCUCGCGCUUGAAAAAUCAUUGGCUAUGGCCAAGUUACCCGAAAGUCAAGAUCAAGAUCCGGCCGUCUGGUACAACAAAAUGAGUCUCGAGGAGUUUACCAAUAUGACGGGAAAUGUCCUCAACUACACCGACUACCUGAACGAGCUGGCAGUGUUGUACAAACUUCCGUACCGUUUCAACGACACCGAUCUGGUGAUAGUCCGAGACAUCGGCUACUACAAGCAGCUAUCCAAAAUUCUCACCGAAACGCCCCCUUUAACGCUGCACAACUACCUCGGCUACCAGCUCGCCCGUUACUGGUCACUCUUUACCGACAACUCCUUUUGGGAUUACUACCUGGAGCAAACCGUCCCAGAGGAGCCCUUCUGGAAGAACUGCCUGGAAAGGGUAGACCGCUGGGUGGCCUCCCACCUCUACGUCCGCCAGAAAGUGUUGCCAGUCACCAAGGAGAAGGCGGAGGAGAUAGUGGAAGAGCUGCAAGAGGUUUUCGUGGAGGAGGUGCUCAAGAAGGACGUCAACUGGCUGGACGAGCAGACGAGGAGGAAGGCUUUGGAAAAGGCCGCCCAGACGUACUUCCAUGUCGCCUACCCGGACUGGCUGCUGAACGGCAACGAGCUGGACCGCAUUGCAUUCCACUACCCGCCGGUGGAGUUGCCCCGAGUAGUGGAAGGUCACUACUUUGAGAGCAGCCUAGAGGUGACGCGAAUGGGCAACGCCGCUGCCGCCGCCUUCAGAAAGCUUCACCAGCCGAUAAACGUGGCGCAGGACUUUCCUGCAGAGCCGUUCGAUGUCAAUGGCUACGCCUAUCACAAGAAGAACGUCGUCGUUAUUCUUGCUGGCCUCCUUCAGCCGCCCAAAUUUGACCCAACCGUUCCCGCCUACGUCACCCUGGGCGGCCUGGGCUCCUUCACCGGCCACGAGAUUACCCACCACUUCGACGAAGUCGGCGCCCUGUACGACUUGAAUGGAAACCUGGCCAACUGGUUUUCACCGACGACAAAGGAAAGGUUUGAAAGCAAAUUGCAGUGCUUUGUGGAGCAGUACGAGGCCAUUGUCGACCAGCAAACGGGCGUCAGACUGAAUGGGAGCCUGACGUUGGGAGAGAACAUCGCCGACAAUGGCGGUCUGAGAAUGGCGUUUCGGGCGUUGGAGAAAAGGCUGAAAAGAGACAUUGAUAGAAAAGAACGCCUGAAGCUGCCGCAAAUGGAAAAGUUCACUCCGCAACAGAUCUUCUUUAUCUCCUAUGCGCACCUGUGGUUUGAGCACUAUUUGACUGAAGCAAAAAAAGACGCCAUUUACCACAAAGUCCACCUGCCGGGCGAGUACCGCAUCAAUGUGCCGCUGAGCAAUUUUGAGCCUUUUUCCGCUGCGUUUCAGUGUCCUCUCGGUUCAAAAAUGAACCCAAAGAAAAAGUGCCGUUUGUGGUGA
This is a messenger RNA of Rhagoletis zephyria (snowberry fruit fly), 1521 nucleotides long. The record is from RefSeq and is a predicted model, not a curated record. NCBI's taxonomy places the organism in Eukaryota, Metazoa, Arthropoda, Insecta, Diptera, Tephritidae.